Molecule: messenger RNA, 1175 nt
Organism: Wasmannia auropunctata (little fire ant)
Lineage: Eukaryota; Metazoa; Arthropoda; Insecta; Hymenoptera; Formicidae
Gene: ninaA
Product: peptidyl-prolyl cis-trans isomerase, rhodopsin-specific isozyme
Exons: 5
Coding region: 174-872 (232 amino acids)
Biological process (GO): protein peptidyl-prolyl isomerization; protein folding
Cellular component (GO): intracellular membrane-bounded organelle
Molecular function (GO): peptidyl-prolyl cis-trans isomerase activity
Source: RefSeq, a predicted model, not a curated record
ACGACGCGACAGCGCAAAUCGCGGGCAGACACGCGGCUUCUACUGUACAUCCUCCUUGUAUCAUUCUUGCACCGCUACGUCGCAAUCAUGAUCGCAGCUUAAUAACCGAUUAAAAAAAAAGCAACACUGCAACGUGUGCAUCAGGACAUCAUUUGGGACAAAAUCGUAAAAGUAUGAAGUGCCUAUUGACGAUCGUCGUUUUCGUGGCUGUUGCCUCGUCCAUUAAGGCAGAAACAUUUAGAGUCACUGAUCAAAUAUACUUCGAUAUCAUGAUUGAUAAUCAUCCAGUUGGUAGGAUUGUUAUUGGUUUGUUCGGCGACAUUGCGCCUAAAACGGUGAAAAACUUUAUCACUUUUGCUUCCACUGGUGUAGCUGGAAAGAAAUACACAGGGACCAAAUUUCAUCGCGUGGUAAAGAAAUUCAUGAUUCAAGGUGGCGACGUCGAAAAUGGCGAUGGUACUGGUUCCAUUAGUAUUUACGGAAAAUAUUUCGAUGAUGAAACAUUCGAGGUGAAACAUAGCGGAUCAUUGUUCGUCAGCAUGGCAAACGCUGGAAAGAACACGAACGGUUGUCAAUUUUUCAUCACUACUGUAGCAACUCCUUGGCUAGACGAUCAUCAUACUGCAUUUGGAAAAGUGGUUAGCGGGGAAGCUGUGGUUUUCAAGAUCGAACAGACCAAAACAGAUAGCGAUGACAUUCCACUCGUGCCUGUAAUAAUCUACGAUAGUGGAAUUCUUCCGACGGAGCCAUUUACUAUAUCAGAUAAUCCUUACGAUGCAUGGGCGUGGAUUAAGGCGACCUGCGUACCGUUGGGAUUUAGCUUCUCGAUACUCGCGGUCUUCCAUUACAUGAUGAAACAGUUGAAUGUCUGAAUGAUAAUUUUGACAUGAAAGACUGACUUUAAAUAAUAAAUUUACGCCUUUACUCGAUCUACAAAUUUCAUAUUUAUUUAUAUAUAUAGUACAGUACAUAAUUGUACAUUACUUAUGUAUCAUUCUUAUAAGAGAGUUACGCGUAUAGAGGUGACACAAAGUUAUAGUAUGGUUUACUUCUUGGAUAACACGAGAAGAAAGGAACAUCAAGCGCCAUCUUUGUAAAGAUCGUGACAUUAUUAUUUAAAAAUUACUUCGUCUACUUUAUGUAAUAUAUUAAUAAAACGAGAAUAAUAUAUAUAA